Messenger RNA from Gaeumannomyces tritici R3-111a-1, 1626 nucleotides. RefSeq names its product taurine catabolism dioxygenase TauD. NCBI's taxonomy places the organism in Eukaryota, Fungi, Ascomycota, Sordariomycetes, Magnaporthales, Magnaporthaceae. Bases 246 to 1511 code for a protein of 421 amino acids. The record is from RefSeq and is a predicted model, not a curated record. Gene Ontology annotation, molecular function: oxidoreductase activity. The transcript is spliced from 4 exons.
CGGCUAGGAAGGCGGGGGAUCUCCAAUCACGCAAUCCGUUCCGACUAUUAGUUCAGUUGGAGCUUAGAGUUAGCAACGGGUGAUUUUGAAGGACGCAGGAAGUGCAUAAAAGGGCUGCACGGAAAUUGAAUGCGUAAACCAGCAAAUCUGGACACCAAGAAACAAUCGCCGGCCACUUUAUCACUAACACGGGGUGAGAGACACUUUUGGAAACACAAAGUCAAGACAGCUAUCAGAAACAAAACAUGGCCGCCGCCGCCGUCCAAACGCCAGCUGCACCUCGCCCGCCGGGCCAGCCGGACAUCACAUACGCGCCGGACAUGGUAAAGUACCAGCAGCGGACGGCCAGGAGGCUCAGGGACGAGGUGCUCAGCAGGGAACUCCCCGAGGGCUUCCCGGCCGAGCUCAAGGGCGACCUCGUGUGGGACGGCGAGACCCUCACCGCGAGCUCCGACUGGACCUAUGUGCUGUCGCCCGAGCAGCUGGCCGAGAUUGACGCGGCGGUCAAGCAUUUCAAGUCACUGGGCCUCCCACUCGGCCACGUCGACGCCACCACCUUCCCGCUGCCCAACCUACGCCCCGAGCUGCGGCGGCUGUCGCGCGAGUUGCACCUGGGCCGGGGCUUCUUUGUGAUCCGGGGCGUGCCCGUCGACGCCUACACGCGCGAGGAAAACGUCGUGAUAUACGCGGGCGUGUCGUCGCACGUGGCUGCGAUCCGGGGCCGGCAGGACCACGUCUACGAGGGCAAGGCGGCCGACGUGACGCUGACGCACAUCGUGGACCUGUCUAGCCGCCGCAGCGGAACCGGGACCGGGUCUGGUUCCGUCAUUGGCAGCCCGGCCUACACGGCGGACAAGCAGGUGUUCCACACGGACUCGGGCGACGUCGUCUCGCUCUUCGCGCUCGGCGAGGCGGCCAGCGGCGGCGCGAGCAAGCUGGCCAGCACGUGGCGCGUCUACAACGAGCUGGCGCGGACGAGGCCGGACCUGGUGCGGACGCUGACCGAGGACUGGCCGGUUGAGAACUUCGGCAAGUCUCACAACAGCCGCUUCUUCCUCCGGCCGCUCAUCUACCACCAGCCGGCCCGGGCAGACGGGACAGCGCCGGAGCGGGUGCUGCUGCAGUACGCGCGGCGCAACUUCGUCGGGUUCGGGGCGCUCCCGCGCGGGGCCGACGUGCCGGCGCUGACCGAGGCGCAAGCCGAGGCGCUGGACGCGCUGCACUUUUUGGGCGAGCGCUUCCACGUCGCCACCGACUUCCGCAAGGGCGACAUGCAGUACGUCAACAACGUGGCCGUGUUUCACGCGCGCGACGGCUUUACGGAUACGCCUGAGAAGCAACGCCACCUGGUCAGGCUCUGGCUGCGAGACCCCGAGUACGCGUGGGAUACGCCCGAGAAGCUCCGCCAGCGCUGGGAUGGCGUCUAUGCCGGCAUCACGGCCGAGGCGCAGGUUCUCCCGCUGGAGCCGUUUGUGCGCGGGGCGGCCAACGGGGGUGCGAGGAAGGCGUAGAGGAAAUGUAUGUCUAGGGUGCGUAUGUUGCCUUUGAAUGGCGCAAUGUAUUGGGUUUUGGGCGCAACUGCCCUUGUCGCUGCUCGAGAUGCAUUUGAACUUGGUCUUUGUAUAA